ACAAUUACCCCAAGAAAUAUUUGAAAUGAUAAUGAAAUACCCAAACACUAAAGCAACUAUAUUAGAAACACCCAGAAAAAUGACUAAACAAAAGAAUAAACAGACAACUGAAGUAUAUAUACUCAGAAAAUAUGCUGAUAUAGAAAUAAUAGAUCUUAUGGAACAGAUGAACAGAUUAACUAUCCAAGAUAGAGAAUACUAUCAAGAUCCAAAAGAAGAAAAAUCACAGAAAAGAAUUAGAGAACAAAAUAUGAACGAAUACUACAAAUAA
Molecule: messenger RNA, 271 nt
Organism: Racocetra persica
Lineage: Eukaryota; Fungi; Glomeromycota; Glomeromycetes; Diversisporales; Gigasporaceae
Source: the annotation of a GenBank genome assembly